Molecule: messenger RNA, 1588 nt
Organism: Trichechus manatus latirostris (Florida manatee)
Lineage: Eukaryota; Metazoa; Chordata; Mammalia; Sirenia; Trichechidae
Gene: BLOC1S2
Product: biogenesis of lysosomal organelles complex 1 subunit 2
Exons: 5
Coding region: 1-429 (142 amino acids)
Biological process (GO): endosomal transport; lysosome localization
Cellular component (GO): gamma-tubulin complex; BORC complex; BLOC-1 complex
Molecular function (GO): gamma-tubulin binding
Source: RefSeq, a predicted model, not a curated record
AUGGCGGCGGCAGCGGAGGCCAUCCCGGCGAACCGAACUGAAGAACCGGCUCGAGAUGAUGCUGCAGUGGAGACUGCUGAGGAAGCAAAGGAGCCCGCUGAGGCUGACAUCAAUGAGCUGUGCCGGGACAUGUUCUCCAAGAUGGCCACUUACCUGACUGGGGAGCUGACGGCCACCGGUGAAGAUUAUAAGCUCCUGGAAAAUAUGAAUAAACUAACCAGCUUGAAGUAUCUUGAAAUGAAAGAUAUUGCUAUAAACAUUAGUAGAAACUUAAAGGACUUAAACCAGAAGUAUGCUGGACUGCAGCCUUAUCUGGAUCAGAUCAAUUUAAUUGAGGAGCAGGUAGCAGCCCUUGAGCAGGCAGCCUACAAGUUGGAUGCAUAUUCAAAAAAACUGGAAGCCAAGUACAAGAAGCUGGAGAAGCGAUGAAAAACCUAUUGCUAUGAGACAGAGUCUUUUUUAAAGUGUAAGAACGUUUUAUAAGAUCUGAAUCCUGGGGCUGAUGGAAUUGUCAGAACUCCUCAAAAGGAAAUGAUGCUGGAACAUCCCAACACUGGAGUAAACUGGAGGACUAUGGCUACUCCUAAACUUCCUAUGAGGCAGUAUCCCUCAAAAACUCACACUUGUAACUCCUUUCCUUCUACCUGAGUGCUUUACCAUCCAUUCAGGACAGAGACUCAAAAGUUCAGAAUAAACCUGGGCUUGCCAGUAGAAACAGAUGAAAGGACCUGUUUUCUCUGGUAGUGGUUGAGUACUUCAUUAUUUUCUUAAAUGGCUGGUCUUUAAGUUACUGUAUAAAUGGUUGUUUUUGCUAUUAAUGAUGCUAAUGUAUUGUUGACAAGAAUCUAAAUUAAAAAAGGAAAACAAAACAAACUUGUGCUUUGCAGUUUAUCACCUUCUGGAUGUCAGUAAUUUACUUUUCCAUAACAUUGCAAAUAACAGAACAUCUUAAAAUAAUUCCAGGCCAAGUCUUCUACACUGAGCAGAAACAGUGAAAGGAGGGUUGUGAUAGCUUGGUGCAUGUGAUGGGCCCUUCCUGUCUCUUCUCUUUGUAUGUCAGAUGUCUGGGGAUGGUUGAUUGACACAUGCUCCUUUCUGGAAAUGUGAUAAAGACCAAAACAAGAUGUGUAUGUGUUGGAUGAGGAGGUGGGGGCUGCCACUUGUAAAAUCAAGCAUUUUAUGAAAUAUUUUCCUACUUGUGUCUGAGGGGUCAGGAGGGUCCUGGGGACCCGGAUGUCUUCCUUGCAGACUAAAGACAUCAAUGAUUGAGGGAUACUGGUUUGGAAGACAGGCAACCUUACCCAGAAUUGGGUGUUAGCAGUUAGAAAGGUGCCUGCGGUUCCCAAUUCUACCUCCAAAAGAGUUUUUAAUUCUGUUCUCUGUCUAUUCCUACUAUCUCUGUUCCAGACCACCAUGAUUUAUCCUCUGCUUCUCUGGACUAUUGGCUGUGGUCUCUCUUCUCGUCUUAACCACCCCUCCGGUCUACCCUCUACACUGCAGCCAGGGCACUCUUUCUAAAAGGUAAACUGGCCACAUUAUUCCUCCUGCUUGGAAUCAUUUACUACCACUUGUCUGUCAAUUUGUCAUA